AUGCGCUUCGUAACUCUUAUCUUUGCUGCCCUCGCCGCUGGCCCUUUGGCUGCCCUCGCCGCUCCUGCCCCUGCAGACAAUGCAGCCAACGAGAAAAGCUGCCCAUCUGGCGACAAGAUUAACUGCGGAGGCUGCAACGGCACCAGCUGCCAAAUCGGAUUUAACAACUAUGCACUGCCCAGAGUGGAGGUGGUGAUGGGAAGGACUGCUGGGAUAACAACUACGGUGGAACAAGACACGUCGUUUGCCCCGGAAAAGCUUGAGCUAGAUCUGAUAUAUGCUCUGGGUUAG
Messenger RNA from Aspergillus eucalypticola CBS 122712, 291 nucleotides. RefSeq lists its product as uncharacterized. NCBI's taxonomy places the organism in Eukaryota, Fungi, Ascomycota, Eurotiomycetes, Eurotiales, Aspergillaceae. The transcript is spliced from 3 exons. The record is from RefSeq and is a predicted model, not a curated record. The coding region runs from base 1 to 291 and encodes 96 amino acids.